Elgaria multicarinata webbii is the source of this 1019-nucleotide messenger RNA. RefSeq lists its product as uncharacterized. The coding region runs from base 60 to 860 and encodes 266 amino acids. The transcript has 12 exons. The record is from RefSeq and is a predicted model, not a curated record. Lineage: Eukaryota; Metazoa; Chordata; Lepidosauria; Squamata; Anguidae.
GGUGAGAAGCAGAAACCUCAGGACUGUUUGGAGGUUGAGUGACUACUGCUGCAUUUGUAAUGGUACACUUGCUAGCAUUCUUCUGUCUUUGCUGCAUUCAUCUUACAAGACAAAAGAUUUGUAGUGCCCCAGGUGAUCUUCCUCCACCUAAGAUGCUCCUGAACAGUUCAUCCCGUGAUAAAGGAGGCACAGUUUUGCUUAAAUGCAUAAUACCACUAAGCCAUCCAUUUACCCGGGUGAUUUUAUGUAAAAAUGGGAUAGAAAUGUCAUCACAGCAACAGAAGGACAGUAAAUUUGGAUAUGACUUUUAUUAUAACAUAUCAACAAGCAGUGCAGUACAGCUUUCCUGUAUGUAUCAGUACAAGUACGACAACAACCAGGUGAAGAAUUCUCAUCUAAGUAAGACCAAGUACCUCAGUGUUCCGGGUCCCCAAAAUAUUACCAGUUCCUUCGAUCACCAAAGUACAUCAUUUCCCCUAGCAGUAGGAGCUGGCAUUACAAUUGCUUUCAUCUUUAUCUUGGCUGCAGUGUAUUACAUGCUGGAGAAAAGAGUAAAAUGGAGAGCAACCAGAGAGCAUGGCAUGCCCACCUCAGAUACAGAAGCUGAAAAUCAGUCAAGGGACCCAUCAGUUGAUCCACUAGAUGAGGAUAAUUCCAUGCGUUUCUAUUCGGAAGUAAGUCCAGUUGAAUUCAAUGGAACUUACUGUCAGGUGCAGGAAACCCAAGCGAUGAUAUUUCCAGUCUACAGCUCUGUGACCGUUAAGAAGAAACAGGAAGCUCAUCAUACUGUAGAAUUUCAUGAGGUCCAGGAAGCCAAAGAAAUGAUACAUCCAGACUACAGCUAUGUGAACAUUAAGUAGAAAUUGAAAGCUCACCGUAUUCUUGAGUUCCAUGAGGAAGAAGUUUGAUCUCCAGCUGCCUAGCCUCAAUAAUCCCAAGCAAUUUCAAAAUGCUGGCUAGCCACCACCGUCCUGAAAACCAUUUUUCAUUUCUAUCGGAUGCAUGAUUCUAUCUGACAA